CAAAUGUCACCGACCACGAUUUGAGUUGAAAAAGGAAAAGAAAUUUAUCCCACAAGUCCAAAAAAAUCGACCCAUUCAGUGAAUUCGCGAUUAGUGCGGAUUUGCGGAUUUCCAAUAAGAAAAUAUAAUUAUUUUUUGUUUCUAUAUCCUCAAAUCGAUUGCGCGUGUGUGCUUAAUUAGCCAAAAUAUAUAGAUUUACACAAAGAACAAACGAAAAUUCUUUGAAAAAAAAAAUAUAUUUCUUCAUCUUAUAACAAAUGCAGUUCAUAAAAAAAAGAUAGAAUACUAAAUUACACUAAUUUUUCCGAGAGAAGUGUAACCAAAAAAUUCAGAAGGAAAUUAAUUUUAUUCACUUAAAAAAAAAUUCAUUGCAAAAAGUUGUAUUUGCAAAAGAAAAACUAGCCUUCAAAAUGCGUGUCGUAGCAAUGGUUAGUGGCGGCAAAGAUAGCUGCUAUAACAUGAUGCAGUGUGUUGCCGAAGGACAUGAAAUUGUUGCAUUGGCAAAUCUUCAUCCAAAGGAUAGAGAUGAGCUCGAUAGUUUUAUGUACCAAACUGUAGGUCACAUGGGUAUCGAGAUACUUGCCAAAGCUAUGGGACUACCUCUGUAUCGACGCGAAACAAAAGGCAAGAGUACACAAACCGGCAAAUACUAUGUACCCACCGACGAUGAUGAGGUUGAAGAUCUCUACACUUUAUUGGAGGAGACGAAGAAAGAGCUGAAUGUUGAAGCAGUUGCCGUAGGAGCUAUUUUAUCUGAUUACCAACGUGUACGAGUGGAAAAUGUAUGCAGCCGCUUGAAUCUUGUGUCGUUAGCUUAUUUGUGGAGGAGAGACCAGACUGAACUUUUACAAGAAAUGAUUGACUGUCAUGUUCAUGCAAUUAUAAUAAAGGUAGCAGCAUUAGGUUUAGUACCCGAUCGUCAUUUGGGAAAAUCACUACGGGAAAUUCAACCUCAUUUAAUUAAAAUGCGGGAUAAAUACGGACUAAAUGUGUGUGGUGAAGGUGGAGAAUAUGAAACCUUUACUCUGGACUGCCCACUUUUUAAGCAAAAGAUUUUUGUUGAGGAUGUUCAAACGAUAAUCAGUUCUAAUGAUCCUGUUUGCCCAGUGGGGUAUAUUAAUUUUACCAAAUUGCGACUGCAUCCAAAAGAACAAAUUCAUUCGUGUGAUAUGCUUGUGAAAAAAUCCCUCGACUAUAUAAGUGACUUAAAUGAAUCAACUUAUAGUGACCUUAGUGAUCCAGAUUUAAGUGAAACGGAACUCGAAUUGAUCGAAAAGGAGAACCGUUUGCGUGAAUCGCUCAGUCAAAAUGAGCUGAUAUCACGAAGUAAUUCAUUUGGGCGUAAAAUUGCCUCCUCAUCACCAAUUCCCAUUUUGACAAAAAGUGCAAGUGUUGAGGAGCCAACAAUUGGUUCAAUUACUUUAGCGACUAGUGUCCCAAUGACUCAACCACCGAGUCCAAUGAUCUAUGAACGGGAAUUCCGUCCUCUUACUAACAGUCCAGUGGUUGCAAUAAACCGAAAGGGCUGGAUGUGGGUAGCUGGUAUUCAGGGAUGCGCUCCGACCCUCGAAGAAGGCAUGACCAAUGCCAUGAAUCAACUAAGAACAAUGGCGACAGAGAACGGCUAUGAGAUGAGUGACUAUUGUUUUGUGACUGUCUAUGUUCGAUCUAUUGCCGAGUACCUGAUCCAGAAUCGUAUAUAUGCCAAUGCAAUGCAUUUCCAAAAUCCCCCAACUCGAGUGUGCGUGGAAUGUCCGCUACCGGAAGAUUGUCAUGUUGUGAUGGAGGCCGUUGCUUUUCGACCGGAACAAAACGAGGGACGGCCAAAAGAGAACAACAUCAAAGCGAAGAGGCAUACAAUGCACGUCCAAGGAAUCUCACACUGGGCACCGGCCAAUAUUGGGCCCUACAGUCAAUCGACAAAGAUCGAUGAGAUAACGUAUAUAUCUGGCCAAGUGGCCCUAGUACCUGGUAGCAUGACAAUCAUCGAUGGAGGUAUCCGUCCACAGUGCAAACUUGCCUUAAGACAUAUUAGUCGGAUAGCUAAAGCUAUGAAUGCUCAGGGACAACUACGCGAUGUAGUGCAAGGCAUUUGCUUUGUUACCCACCCAGCAUUUAUUUCAGAAGCUAGAAGGCAAUGGGAGCGACGCACAACGAAUGCCAUUAUGGAUUACAUUGUAGUGCCGGCACUGCCUAGAAAUGCUUUGGUUGAAUGGCAAGUCUGGGCACACACCCAUAAUGAUAGCUUUGAUUAUGAAGAGACUGGUUGCUCAGUACGAGAAUACACUAUUUCUAUUCGACGGCGCUGGAAUUACGAAAAUAAUUGCGCCGCUAUUAUUUGUUACGUGUCAACAGGACUUGCUUCUUCUACAACUCAGUUGACACAACUAAGUGAUGACAUCAUUACCAAUCACCGUCAAGUCGCACAAAAUCUCACAACGGAGAGCUUUGAUGAAAUACUCACUUAUGUUCUUAAUCGAUUACUGAAGGAUUAUCCAGCAUUGAAACGUCUUGAUUCACUCAGUCUUCAACAAACUGAAGAACCCAUAACUAACGAUGAACCUGCAGCAGCAAUCACAACAACAACAACUAACAAUCACAUGCCAAAGAACGUACAUAUUCCAGCGAUUCACCUUAAAGUCUUCUACCAAGUGACCGCAACACCGUCCGUUGAACUACUCCUAAACACUCUACAAGAUUUUAGGAACAAAGUAGCCGACACCGCCAAAAUUGCCUACACUGUUCUUCCUGCUUGCAGUUUGCAUAAUUUUAGUACAUUUUUAUCGAUAUGCGGUAUACGACACGAGUGAAGAAAUUUUGUUUUUGGACCAUUUUAUAAUUAUAUAUACUUAACCCUUUUUCUUUUUGUUAAAAAGUAAUUCUAGAGCAUAAGACAAAAGAAACAAAAUCAGCCGAUUGUUAUUUGUUUGAAAUAACUUUUUGCAUUAUUAAAAUUAUUAUUAUUAUUGUUGUACAAGAAAAACCAAUGAAAACUGUUUUGGAUGCAAAAUAAAUACAACUAUGCAACAAGCGAAAAGUAAUGCGAAAGAAUUAAAAAAAAUAUUAAAUAUUUAUCCAUUGUUACGGUCACUAAAAAUAUAUUAUGUAUGCAUGUAUAAGUUGAACAUUUUUUUCGUAAGCUUUUUAAUA
Molecule: messenger RNA, 3150 nt
Organism: Episyrphus balteatus (marmalade hoverfly)
Lineage: Eukaryota; Metazoa; Arthropoda; Insecta; Diptera; Syrphidae
Exons: 10
Coding region: 411-2810 (799 amino acids)
Biological process (GO): protein histidyl modification to diphthamide
Molecular function (GO): diphthine-ammonia ligase activity
Source: RefSeq, a predicted model, not a curated record